GGUUGUUUUUUUUCUGCAAUAACAAAUAUCAUAAGGAUCCGAGAAGACGAGUAAUUUUGGAACUGAAGCACAAAAAUCAAACGAAUCGGGGCACAUUACAAUGUAGGAUAAAUGCAGGCAGAGCAAUGUUGCUUUUACAUGGAUGGUUUUUUUGUGCCGGCGGGCGCAACGUUCUCUUGGUGCGUUACGCUCCCGCCUGCGAGCCAGUGAGUUGGUGAAAAUUAUUAACCCCGGACCGGAAGUUUAUACCAAAGCUGUGUGAGCGUGUGUGUUAUGCUUGAUGGUAAAAAGCAAUCCAGGAAAGAAAAGAGAAAUAAAAGUCCAAAACGUUUCGCUCGGUGCAUCAGCUCAGGCGGCGUUCCUCGUAAAAAGGGGCUGAAAGUGAAACUUGACCCGAAACCCCGAUGGAACGUACCGCGCGCCGGUAAACCGUCCGGAUAUGCAGUUUGCGGGAUCGAUUUUCUUCGACCGGGCUGGUGUAAAAAAUGCGUCUACUCAGUGCAAUAGUGUGUGUGUGCGUGCGUGAGUGCGUGUAACGAGUUGCGUAAUAUUCGCAGUCCUGACAAGCGUGCCGUCAGGCUUUGGCCACGCGCGACACCAUGUACAGCGACCAGGAAGGUGUCUGCGUGGGUGUUUGUGUAUGAAGCGCGUGUGUGUGUGUGUGUGCGUGUGCUCCGCUUGUGGAACCACCGUUUGUCAACAAAUCGUCACUCAAAGCCACAGUUUCGGUGCGCUGCUAAAAAGUUUGCCGGUCGGUUGGAUAUCCAAGCCUCCCACCGGGCACGAAUAGCACGCACACUAUCAGUGGGCAACUAUCAACGCACGCACGUACGGCAAGUAAACCUACAAUCAGCACCAUAUUCCGGCGGUAUCGAGUGGAGGUGGAAGGAAAAGGCAGAGGCAACACCGAAGCAGAAGCAGCAACAUCAGCCGGAGGAGGAGGAGCGAAUAAAAACCCCACCAUCAAGGACAGCCCGUAGCAGUAGCCGUUUCCGUUCAGGCGAGGCCGCCUGUGUGACGUGUGCGAAAGGAGCGAAAGUCACAUCCAUCCGCCAUUUGCAUCUGCCUGCGAUUCGUGCAGCAGCCGGGCGCCCGGUACCACCGUCAGUCGUUGUCGAUCCUGCAACGUGUAACGUAGUCGUGGCGCGCAGUUGUUGGAUGGUUUUGUUUUGCGGUGCGUGAUAAGACACCAACUGGCACCGAAAGAUGGCGCACCAGUAACGUAACGCCGUACGUGACAAUCGCUCGUCAGCAGGAUGGCGGAUAGUGGGGCACCAGGGUCGGUGGCGAGUGGUGGUGGUGGUGGUGGUGGGCCACCGAACCGUGGCCACCCAACAGGGACGGUCCAGGUUCCGGCCGCUGGAGGACAUCUGGUAUCUCAUGGACGGCCGGUACAUCCGGGUGCAGCUCCACCGUCCCAUUCCACCAUAUCCAAGCCGGCGUCUAAUUCGGUCAUCGUCGGCGGUCUGGUAAACGGUCCGAGGAUUGUGAUCCUGCACCGUUAUAAUGGUGAUUUCGGAUUCACUCUGCGCCAUUUCAUCGUCUAUCCUCCGGAGUCUAUCACGGACACUACGGUCAACCCGUUAACGAUUGCGGGCGUGCUGAACUUUGUCCAGCCGAUGGACACGGUGUUCGUGAAGAAGGUGCACCCGAACUCGCCGGCCCAUCUGGCCGGCCUGCAGGAAGGUGACCGGUUGCUGGCGGUGAAUGGCGUCCCGGUUACCUCCAUACCGUACUCGCAGGUGGUGGCCACGAUUCAGCAAACACCGAAAACGCUUACCCUUCAGGUGGUCCCGAAGAACUACGACAUACUGCAAACGUUUUUCCGCGAAACUGCCCACAACCCGGAAACAAACCAGCGUCCGCAACCGCAGCAACCGUACGCACCGAAACCGGCGCUGAUGGCGGCUGGCGCGUACCCAAAAUCGAAAGCCGCCCCGCCGCCACCACCACCGCGCCACUCGCUAACGGUGGAAGGCGUACAGGAGAAGCAGGAAUCGCUGUACAGUACGCUGCAGGAGAUCGUGGCGGACAAUGUGGUGCCGCCGCAACCGGGCCCGAAGGGUGCGGUAACGUUGCACGACCUGCCAAAGAUACUGAACCAUCCGGCUGGUUCCGCUACCGGUGUGCCGGUGGUUCCGCACCGUAUGCAUCUGCAGAAGCCGCUCGUACCGAUGAUCGCACCGAAACCGGUGCCGAUGCCGUACGAACAGAACCAUUUCAUGAAUCUCCACCAUCAAGAGCAGCAGCAGGCGCAGAAGCAGCAGCAAGCGCUGCAGAAAACGCUCCCCCACAGUAAGGAGGGCGGUGAACCCUUCCCGGUCGCUGGGGACGUUGGUUAUGUGCCGCUUGGCGAAGGUGACAGUGUCAUCAUGUCCCGGCUGCGCAAGAGUCUCGAGCAGAAGGAAGAGUUUCUGCGCCGUCCACCGGGUGCGGCUCAGGGUGCGUUGGCCGGCGGACCGAUGGGACCGGCCCAGCCCACCAACAAUGGGCUACCGGUGGGACAUGACGUUCAGCAACGCGAGUUCUACGCGCGUCCGAACCGUCUGCAGAAGUCGGUGUGGCCACCGAACGCUCCCGCUGCCGGUGGAUCGGCGGCGAUGGUUGGAUAUGCGAUGCCCGAAGGGAACAAAGCUUCCACCGGGGGUUUAGCAUCUCCACCGGCCAACAUCGUGACCUCGUCCCCACCAUCCAGUACCGGCACGGUCAGCAAACCGAGCUCGAGCAUCAUGCUGCGGGAGCACGCGUCACAGCUGUCCGCGAUACGGGAGCAUUUCUUCACGAGCGGCAUCGGUGGUUCGCUGCAGAUGCCACCGAAAUCGGCACCAGCAUCGUUGGCGAUUGCUCCGGUCGCCAUCACGACGACUGACGGUCCAUCGUCACCGACCGGGGGUGCUACGGUGCCGCUGUCACCGCACAGCAUGCACGCCGUCUCGGAGAAGGCGAAGCUGUUCGAGUCGGGACGACCUCUGUCACCGGAAGGGAUCGAUCGGAUGGAUCUGUACAAGAGUGAACUGAGCCGGAUUAACACGAAACAGGUCGUACCGAAUGUGGCCGUGCGUAGGAAAGAAUUUGAACUGAAGGCCGAAAGUACUGGCUGGCGCAAAUCGAUCGAAGACAAGCCCCGAUCGGUUAGCUCCGAUUCGGAGUCACGGCGCACCCCGGUACGUCUGCGGUCACUCUCGGUCGAGUCGAACACUACGCGCGAUUCGCGCCAUUCGCUCGCCAGCACGCUAAUGCUUACGAACGAACCGUACGAGCUGAACGACAAGGAUAAGGAAAACCAGCAGCACCAGUCACCACCGGUACCGAUGCUGCGCCAGAAGCCGAUCCGGGACGAUUCGUACCGCAAUGCUGUCCGCAACUCGACAGCAUUCUGGUUGCAAGGCACUCCAUCACCAGCAGCAGCAGCAGCAUCGUCAACGCUUGGGGAAAGUUCGUCUGCUACGUCGGUUGCGUCGCUCGGUAUGUCGGACGGUGAGCCAACCGGUAUGGUACGUCCGAUACCACCGGCUCGCACGUACGCCGCCGCUCACCGACAGCAGCAUCCACUGUCGGCGGCCGAUACGGAGCAGAUGCGGAUGAAGAUGCACCACCGCAACCAGACGAUUGUUGUGCUGCGUCACUUCCUCGCCGGAGACGGCGAUGGUGGUGUGGAUGGUGAUGUGGAGAUGUUUCAGCGUCCACCACUUACCUCACCAUCGCUCGCACCACUCUCACCGCUUACGGUGGCAUCGACCGUCACCAGUACCUCGUCGGUACCGCUCACGAAUCUCGUAGCGCUGGACCAUCCAAUGGCAAGGGCUGCCACACCACCGACACCACCAUCGACACCAACGACACCAACGACAGCUACACCAUCACCCUUUCGCCCGGGGACCGGUCCGAUCCGUCCGACGACGCUCAACCUUUGCACAGAUGGUUCCGCACCGCCGGUAGUGAUGCGCCAGAAGCAACCGCACCAUCCGCUACUGCCAGAGGACGAUGAGCGUAAGAUGCGCCGGAUCUCGUACCUUCGGGCGACCGCACACGACAACCUGUUCCAGAUGCUGGAAAGCGAUCCGGACAGUAGCCCGAUGUCGCUGCCACCGGCCGAUACACCGGACACGGACGCAACGGAACCACCGGCCAUCGAGUCACCGAGUCUGCCGACGACGGUACCGCACAGUGCGGCCGAAGAUUCAUCCGGACCGUCGGGCAAGAUGCAACCGCAGCAGCUGAAAAGUGCCUAUCGUCCUUGGCGAAGGCCUCGUCUUACGACCGACAUUAAACCGCUGCGACGUCUGUUCGAACCGAACCUAUCCAAUAUGUCCACACUUCCAACAAUUCUUGAAAUCGAACCAUCCGGACCAUCCGCCGAAACGGGCGCGAAAAAGCGUGCCCGGUCCCGUCCUAUCCCUCGCCCACCGCAAGACCACCGACACGACAUGUACGACGACGCAGACGACGAUAACGACGAUGAUGAUGACGCCGACGACGACGAGGACCAGGUCGGUGCGACGUCCCGCGCCCGACCUGCUCCGCCAGCUGUCGCGAAGGGCCGUUCCGCUGCCCGGGUCACGACCACGCCGCUCGGGGCGGCCGGUGGUGGCCGACUGUUGGGGACGGCGGCGGGCAGCCUUGGCAACCUGCACGUCAUCACCACAACGACGGCGGGCGGUGUCGUCACGCGCAACUACUUCUUCGCCCAGAGCCAUGGCACGAAGACGAAAGCUCUGGCACACUUCCGGGACGGGGCGGCCGACAACUCGGAACCGUUGGUGCGGGAAGGCGAACUGCACGUGAAGGUGACGCUCAUCGAUGGCAAGCGGUCGGCGGACCGCAGCUGGCGCACCGUACAUGCGGAGCUGCGUGGACACCAUCUGAAGCUGACGCUGGUGCGCGAGGGCAAAAAUUCGAACCAGAGUCCGGAACCAUGCGGUACGAUCGAUCUGACGAACUUCCACGUAACGGAAGGAAACUAUACGAAGCGCAAGAACGUGUUCAAGCUAACGACGGCAGCAGGUUCGUACUGCCCGAUGGAGGCGGCAGCCGUGGCUGGCUUUGGACAUGCCGAGGUACACCGUACCCAGUCCGCGUCCGGGUUGGCCAAUGUAGGCGGUGCGGGCAGUGCCUGCGGGUCGUCCAUACGCAGCGCGUCCACCGUCGGGCUGCCGGGCUCGGAACGGGAGCUGUUGCUGCAGGCCGACAGUCACAGUGACAUGCAGCAGUGGAUGGAGUCGUUGCGUCUUGUUUGCGGUGGAGGCAGUACCAGCCAGCUGCAUAGUCCGGACUACCUAAGUGGACGUGGUGGACAGCAGGCAGAACCGCAACGUAUCGCAGCCCAGACAAGCGUACAGGUGCAUGGUGGAAGUGUCAGUGGCGGUGGUAACAGUGGUGACGACUACUCGCCCGUCCUGCCGGCAAAGUCUCACCGCAAGUAUGCGCUCGGGUCUCGUUCCCCGUCCGGUCAGUCGCCGGUUACGAAGAGCCGCAAGACACCGCAGACCGGUUGCAGCUCACCGACGGGCAGUGCGGACCAACCGAUUGUGCCGAUGUCGGCCACCACCAAUCAACCGACCGGUCAGUACCACCAUCAACAGCACCAUCAACCGCAUCACCUGACACUGCAGCAGCAGCAACACUUCACCGGCACCAAGGACAGCUCGGACCGGGAAAGUGGUUCGCCGAAGUCGAAAACCUGGAAGGGCAUUGUGGCCCGCCAGUUCCGCAAGAUGCAGGGACAGCCCGGGUCACCGUCCGCCACCGGCAGUUCCGACCUGAUGGCCCUGCCGGACGGUGCCUCGAUCAACGUGCCACUGCAGCAGUGUCCGGUGUCGGAGGAGAACCCGUACGUGCCGCUCGUGCUCGCCAAGUGUACCGGUAUCGUGGAAUCGAAGGGUCUGGGCGUGGUCGGCAUCUACCGCAUCCCGGGCAAUACCGCCGCCAUUACGCAGCUCACGGAAACGAUUAACCGCGGGCUGGACGAAACGGCACUGCGCGAUGCACGCUGGGAGGACGUGAACGUGGUGUCCUCGCUGCUCAAGUCGUUCAUCCGCAAUCUGCCGGAACCGCUGCUACCGAACGAGCUGUACGGUGGGUUCAUUGCCGCCGACAAGCUGAGCGGCCAACGGCGGCUGACCGAUAUGCGCCAGCUGUUGCGCCGCGUGCCGCCGAUGAACUACGAAACGCUGAAGCAUCUGAUGCGCCAUCUGUACCGUGUCAGUGCGCACAGCGAGGUAAACCUGAUGGAUCCGCGGAACCUGGCCAUCGUGUUCGGACCGUCGGUUGUCCGUUCGGCUAACGAGUCGCUCGAAACCGCCGUCAAGGAUAUGCGGCACCAGUGCCAGAUCGUCGAAGUGCUGAUCAACAAUUAUCAAUACUUUUUUGAGGAUGGACUGUUGCCGAGUGUAGACGAGAGCAAAACUGGAACCGGAACCGUCGUUGAUUCUGGGCUGGAGGUACCAUCGACAUCGCUACUGCUAGACAAUGUGUCUAAGAUUGAGCCGUUUAAGGAGCAGUCGAAGGAGAGUACCUCCGGCUUUGUGGCUAACAUUGUACAGGCAGCGAACCGCAAAAUUCGUCGUACGGCACAGCGUAAGAGCACCAUGUCCUCGACCACUCCCGACACACUCUCGCUCGACAGCACCACGUCGGCGGAAUCGAAGGAGCAGUCGUCACGCGUCAUCCGACGCUAUCUGGAACUGGGACCGAAGAGUGGCACGCCGCCUAGUGUCGGCGCAGGCGGUGACAGCGACCGUGCCCUGCAGACCGUUCAUAACAGUACCGGCCCGAUCGCUGUCCGUGGUGGACCACGUUCGGUUGGUGGGGUUGGAUCGGGCGAACCGUCGACCGAGGACAGUCUGAUGCAGUUGCAGCACCAUCACCAUCAUCACCAUCACCAUUACUACCACGGUGGUGGGGGUGUUGGUGGCGGUGGUCGACACCACAGCAGCCAGAGCAAUGACGAUGCGUCAUCAGUAUUAAAUCGCUCUUCCGAGGAUGACUCGAACGACAGUGCCUUCGCCGACAAUGGUUCCAUGUCGCUGAAGACGGUGACUAUCGCGCUGGACAACAAGUUGCGCUCGCUGCGCGACUCGUCGAUCGAUUCGGACCGGGACCAAACGCAGGAGAGUGACGGUGAUCUGAGCAGCGGUACGGCCGGGUACGGUAACGGACGGCACUCGCUCCACCAACAGUGGAGCAGCCACAUGGGCCGUUCACCGCGUCCGCUAACGCUCGGCGAGAACAUACCGUACGCGGACGAAUCGCCCGAACGGCCGCUCAUACAGGGUCGCGCGAAACCGCAGCGCACACUGACAAUUGUGAGCAGUAACAACAACAACAACAAUAACAAUCAUGAGGACAGUAGUGUACCGAUCACGCCGGCCAAACAGCAGCUCAAGAAAGCGCUGACGGCACAGUCGCAGAAAUCGAUCGACAGUGGCGGAACGGUAAACUCCAGCACGAACAACAGCUGCCUGACGCUGGUCAACGAAGCGGACGCCACGCUCGACGGUACCAUCAUCGUUGGUGGUGAGGUGGAAGGCGGCGGUGGCGGUGGUGGUGGUGAGGUGACGCACGAGGUAGAUGAAAACGGACAGCAGCAGCCAACGGUCGGCAAGGGCCGUAACGUGUCGCUCAGCUCGGACGAAACGGACACGUCGACAACGAGCAAUCCGCGGGAGAAGCUUACGGCCGCCACGUACCGUAUCGACACCGAGAAGCUGAAGAAGAUGAACCGCAUCCUGACGCAGCUCGAGCGCAAAGCAAACAAUCUCGAGCGUAAGUUCAAUCUGAACCGUUCCCUGUCGCUCAACUACAAAUCGCCCAAGGCAGUGGACUGUUGCUGCUCGCAUCACGCACUACCGGUGACGCAUUCCUCACAACCACAGGCCCAACCGGUUGCAGCACACUGCUGUCAGCAUCAACAGCAGCAGCAGCAGCAGCAGCAGCACAUCAACAAUAACAACAGCACAAGCUGCCACAAUCAUAAUGGUAGUGUCGGGGGCAGCACGAUCGGCAGCACGAUCGUUAGCCUACGGUCACGGUUCUCCCUGACCAAGGACGAAAAGACGGACAAAAAUAUUAACCGGCGACGGCAGAUACACGACACGUCCGCCACAUCCCACCCGGCCAUCGGCACCGGCAAUGGCAAUGCGAGCGGUAGCAACGACAGCAGCAGCUGCUCCGGUGAACCGGCCGGCCCGCAGAUUAUCCUAACGCCGGCCGUACCACCGGCACCGGCGGGUGCGUCCGGCCGGCAGCGGCGCCAUGUUGGCAGCCGGUCGAUACGCCGUCGGCAUACGGUCGGCGGUACGCACGAUUACUACUCGAACAAAAUGAACGGUCCGCAUCAUCACCACCACCAUCAUCAUGCGCAUCACCAUCCGCACAACCACCAUCACGUUGGGCCGGGUUGUUGCCCUGUGCCGCAGAACUGAACCACUCUUGACCAAACCACCGUUCUUUGGGCGUUCUAGUGUGUGUGUGUGUGUGGGUGUUGAUUGGUUUUUUUUUCUGGUUACGUUUUUUUGUCACUUCUUGUGAGCCCCUUGUGUAGGACAGUGGAUAGAGAAGAUUUCUUUCAGCGAUCGCUACUAGAUGAUAGGUGUAGUAGGUAUUAGCAUCCUUCAAAACGACCCUCCCAAUCCCUACUCCUCGAUCUUUUCAUGCUUGUUUAAGUGUUUCAUUGUGCAAUGUGCGUGUGUGUGCGUGUGUUGAGUGUAAGGGCGACGAAAGUAAGCCACCCAAGUUGUUCUUACGAACAAAAAAAGAAGCUGCGAAACGAAUAUGAAAGAAUGGUGACGAACCACACGAACAGAAUUCGUAGAUUUAGUAGCGUAUUUAAGAAAAACCGUGUGAAAAGUGAAAACAAAAAAGCAAAAUGGCGAUUGAUAAGCAUUCAUAAUAAUAGUGAGCAACAAUGCAAUUCGGGGUGAAAGGAUUGAGGGAAAGCAUUGAGCAGGUGCUCUGGUAGAUUUAAUUUAAACAUUUAUAAUCUAGUUGAGAGGCAUACACACACACAUACGUGCGCACCCAUAAAUCCUGUUAGGGAUCAAACGAAAGAGACCAAGAACGAGAGAGAGAGAGAGAAGGAGAGCGCAGACGGUACGGGUUUAUGGCGAAAUCAAAAUUGUGAUAAUUGUUGAAGUUGAAAACACUCUUCCACGCUUCAACACACCGAUUGGCAAACAUUACGAAUUAUGAUGAGCAAAAGGAAAACAAAUGAUGAGGUUAAUGAGGUGCAUACAGCGAGUUCGUCUAUAUCGUGGAACUUGUUCAACCGUUUCGGGGACUGAUUCGUAUGGCUAUAAGGAUCUUUACCAUCAGAUAAUGGAAUUUGGUGGAAUCGCCAAUCGUUUCCAGCUAUCUCUGAGAGCGAAUAGGACAACUUGGGAUCUUGUUGUUCCAGGGAGAAAAGUCUUCAAACCCUUAGUACCACUUUAACUCGUGAACUCUAGCUUGCUCCACGUUUCCAAGCGAUAGAUCCAAUAGAUUCCAGUCUUCAAUAAUGAUUUGAUCAAUAUCCGAGUUCGAGUACUUACACCACCAGCUUUAAUCGGUUCGGCUACUAUUCUGGUCGGUCCCUGGCAACUCGUUGCUCUUGCUGGUAUCUCGACGUUCGUCUAGAUGCUAGAUGGCAGUAUAGCAUAUGGCAGAAUGAUAUGAAUCCUUAUGUCGACUACAGAAGUCACCUCAGGACAGAAGCAAUCUGACUAACCUGCCGGUAAUAAUUCUUGAAGCUCCUACCCAUUCUGCUGGGAAGAGCUCCAAAGUUUUUUUUUUGUCUGUAUAAGGUGGGUGUAUGGGUGUCAAAACAGUCCAGAUUGGUGGCACAGAGCUGAUCCUACUCCGACUUUCAAAUUUGAAACAUUCCCCUAAACGAUUGAACAGUUCCAUUAAUAUGGAAUCGGAAUCACUGUCUUGUGGAGCCCCUUUGUUAUUGUUUAUUAUUAUUAUUAUUAUUAUUGUAAUUAUUAUUAUUAUAAUUAUUGCUAUUUCUGUCUCUUUCGCGCUACCGUAUCGUUUGCAGUGACUCACCUUUUCUUUCCGAUCACGCGAUGCAGGAUGCUUACAAAAAUCUUGUACGUGUGUGUGUGGGCGCGUGUAUGUGCGUGUGUGUGUGUGUGUGCGCACAAUAGUAUAUUCCUUCUCCAUUUUGUCGUUUGUUUUUCAAUAGCGUGUCCCAAUUAGUGUGCCCGCUACGAUUCAUAAUUGUUUGUAUCGCUACCACUAAACAGCUGUGUUAGUGUUGGUUUGUGUUGUAUUUCAUAGCAUUAGCUUGAUGAGUUUUUUUUCCACCCCCCCCCCCCCCCCUGUUGUUGUUUUAAAAACAACAUCUUCUUCUUCUUCCCAUUCUUCCUAAUCGUCUUCUCCGUUCCUGCUACAUACAUACAAACCAAUUAAAUGUGUACGUGUUUAUAACGUGUUCUUUAUCAUUGUACGUGUCAGUGUGUGCGUGUGUUUGUGUUUGCGUGUAUGUGUGGGCCUGUGUAUUGGAAACAGCAAAAAAGCACCUUUUUUGGUUUAUAUUUUUUCUCGGAGAAAAGAGAGAGAGAGAGUGAGAGAGCGAGAUUGGUAGAGUGAGAAAAACUCCAGCUCCAGCUUAAAGCGAAACAAAACUACGAAAUUAAGAAUAGGAACUAACAAAAGGCAGAACCGAUCACGGUCAAAGCAUCUCUGGUCCCGGAUGUGUAAUCAUGUACCCGUGCUCGAUAGCGAUAUGGCAACUGGGCACGUUCCAGCAGUAUUGGGAAAAGGGAGCGAAAGCUUUGACCGGUGCGACCCUACGAGAACCAGUAAACGAUUGGCAGAAUAAUUCUAGGAAGAUAAAAGAAAACGAAAAAGAAGCAAACAAAAAAACACAAAAUUAAAAGAUGGCUGCGGAGGAGCAGGACGCCAUUUUUUUGUUGUUGUUUUCCUUUCGUUAUUCGUUUUGUUUGUUAGGAGCAAUGAUCAGAAGACUGUAGGGCGCGGCGCUCGGAGGUGAAAUUUAUAUAGGGCGGAAAGGCAAAGAGAUAAAAUUCAAAAAACGGAAACCCCUUUUCGAUAGAGGAUGGCAGAGCAUACACACAGGCAGGAGAAGUGAUAUUAAUUGCUAAUAAAACGUGGAAGAUAAUGAACUGA
Anopheles stephensi (Asian malaria mosquito) is the source of this 11109-nucleotide messenger RNA. RefSeq lists its product as uncharacterized. Gene Ontology annotation, molecular function: protein binding. Gene Ontology annotation, biological process: signal transduction. The transcript is spliced from 18 exons. The coding region runs from base 1257 to 8423 and encodes 2388 amino acids. The record is from RefSeq and is a predicted model, not a curated record. Lineage: Eukaryota; Metazoa; Arthropoda; Insecta; Diptera; Culicidae.